Messenger RNA from Toxotes jaculatrix (banded archerfish), 1347 nucleotides. RefSeq lists its product as uncharacterized. Lineage: Eukaryota; Metazoa; Chordata; Actinopteri; Toxotidae. The record is from RefSeq and is a predicted model, not a curated record. Bases 100 to 669 code for a protein of 189 amino acids. The transcript has 2 exons.
AAUACAUCCAGGCAGUGUGAUGCUGCUAUUGUCUGUGUCACAGUAACACGUGUUUUAGGUUGACUUCUGCACACCGGUGCACCGACAGAGCUGACAUUCAUGGCAAAGAGACGCGCCGAGGACACUCUGCUGCACCAUUCUCCCUCCAAAAGAUGUUACCGCUCACUUUGCAGUGUUGACAUGCAGCUGGAGACCAUGCCUCCAACCGCGGGUGUGAGCCUCAGUCCCCCGACCCUGCUGUCUUUGCUGGGCAGCCGCUGCAGAAAGAGGCCGUACUAUUUCGAAGACCCGGAGCAGAAAGAGCAAGAAGAAGAAGCAGCAGCAGCAGGUCUUUGUCGCAAGGCCACAAACGACGGCAGCAGAAAGCAUGCGGACAAUGUUUUGAAGGUGCAGACUUCUGGAAGUUUCCAGGACCGUCACAGCUCCAAUGCACACAAGAAACGACCCCGGGAGGACUGCUCGGGUUCAGAGAUUGUUAUUCCUCAAGCUAAUGAUAAAGCUGCGAAUGGAGAUGGCAACACUGAAGACUGCGCCUACAACUCCUUCCAGUACUGGAGAGUCCCCUUACCUGAACUUGACCUCUCACUGCUGAAAGAUGUCGACAGUCAUUCCCAAGCAAAACAAAAGUUGAAAGUCAAAGACUCUUCUUCUGAUGCCAUGGAGACCUGAGGAUGAGAGGUGCAGCGAGUCUCGUCUAACAUCAGCACUCAGACAUGAAGGUUGCUAGAAAUGCAUCCAGGUGAGAUGCAACAACCUGAUAUUGCAGAUCGCCAUGCUAGCCCUGUAAGACUGAUACAGGCUGGAGCAAGUGAGCCUCCUGUUAGUGUAAGAUCAGGAGAAGCAACAAUAAGAUCUGCACUGUAACAGCGAUGGAUGUCCAUCCAUCCUCAGAUUGUAGGUGUAUAUAGGCUGUAGGCUGUAAAUUUUCUUUUAAAAAUAAUGCCCAUUGUGUGAAAAGUAUUUCAGACAGACUGGUGUACAACAACAACAGUUGCUUUUUUGUUUUGCACUUAAUCCCCGUCUGUUCAAUCUACAUUAGUAUUUUAUAAACAUAUUUGCAUAAUGUUGUUAAAGCAAUUAGUUAUGAAAAGCUGGGUCUGCGCAGGACAGUUCACCACUUCAUAAUCUAUGAUCUUUCAGAGCUUGCUUGGUGUAACUCAUCCCAGAGUUGCUUAUAGAUUCUGUGACGGAUUUGUAGAUGUGGGAAAUAUUGAAUACACCUUGUUGAAGGCUUUUGUGGAUCCUGUAUUAGCACUUAUAUUACAUGUUACUGGUGAAUCUCAUUGCAAAUCAGAGCUUACUGUCACAGCCAGCUGUUUUCAUUUUCAAUAAAGACAGUUUUCUAUA